Protobothrops mucrosquamatus (brown spotted pit viper) is the source of this 969-nucleotide messenger RNA. RefSeq names its product olfactory receptor 52R1-like. The transcript has a single exon. Gene Ontology annotation, molecular function: G protein-coupled receptor activity; olfactory receptor activity. Gene Ontology annotation, biological process: G protein-coupled receptor signaling pathway. Gene Ontology annotation, cellular component: membrane. The record is from RefSeq and is a predicted model, not a curated record. Lineage: Eukaryota; Metazoa; Chordata; Lepidosauria; Squamata; Viperidae. The coding region runs from base 1 to 969 and encodes 322 amino acids.
AUGGAGCCCCCUCCCUCCAACCGUUCUACAUUCAACCCCGCGGCUUCCUCCUCCUCUUUCCUCCUCCUGGGCAUCCCUGGGCUGGAAGCGCUGCACACCUGGCUGGCUCUGCCCUUUGGCUCCUUGUACCUGAUGGCCCUGCUGGGCAACUGCACCCUUCUCCUGCUCAUCAAGACGGACCCCAGGCUCCACCACCCCAUGUACCUCUUUCUCUGCAUGCUGUCCCUCACGGACCUGGUGCUGUCCACCUCAGCGCUGCCCAAGAUGCUGGCCAUCUUCUGGCUCGAUGCCAGAAGCAUUGGCUUUAGCAGCUGCCUGGUCCAGAUGUUUGUCAUUCAUGCCUUCACGGCCAUGGAAUCCGGCUUCUUCCUCGCUAUGGCGUACGAUCGCUACGUGGCCAUUUGCCAACCCCUGAGGCACUCUGCCAUCCUCUCGGGCAGCCGCAUCGCCUCCAUCGGCAGCGCAGUCCUGGCCAGGGGACUGGUGUUCUUCUCCCCACACCCCUUCCUGGUGGGGAGGCUGCCCUUCUGCGGGCCCAAAGUCAUCGCCCACAGCUACUGCGAGUUCAUGGCGGUGGUCAAGCUGGCUUGUGCAGACACUGCCGUCACAAAGGCCUACAGCCUGACGGUGGCAUCGCUGAUUGGCACCUUCGAUGUCCUCUUCAUUGGGCUGUCCUACGGCCUCAUCCUGCGCACAGUCUGCCAGCUGCCCUCCAAAGAGGCCGGCCUCAAGGCCUUGGGCACCUGCGGGUCCCACAUCUGCGUCAUCCUGGUCUUCUACAGCACGGCUGUUUUCACCUUCCUCACCCAUCGCUUCAGCCACGGCAGCAUCCCGCCUCAGGUCCACAUCCUCGUGGCCAACGUCUACCUGCUGAUACCACCCACCCUGAACCCCAUUAUCUAUGGGGUGAGAACUAAGCAGAUCCGUGAGCGAGUGCUGAGGGGGUUCCAUUGGAAGAGGGCCUCGUAA